AACCGAAUAUUAUUAAAACCAAAAACUGAAACCGAAUUCAAAAUUAGGAUCAAUUUGAUUAGAUUGAAUUGGUUAAUCAGUCGGUUCUCUUAAAUUGCUUGCCCGUGCAAACUUUCACAAGAGAGUGUUGACUUCAAAUCAAAAUACAAAAAUAGAGCGCACGAGCACACUCCUUUUCCACGUUAAUGGCUACCCUCCCACCAGCUUCUUGCCCUUGAAGAGUUCAUUUAUCUGUUUGGGUUCUUCAAUGGAAGCUCGGGACGAGCACUACCAGAAGGAAGAGAGGGCUGUUCUCGUCACGAUCCUAGUCCUCGCAUCAUUUGCCAUUUCCUCUUGCCUUGCCGCUCUCAGCUACUACUGUUAUCUCCGAACCAAACUCUCCGCCACUCGCCCCAAGAACAUCAAGUUCAAGGAGAGUGAUUGUGAAGAGAAAGAAAGCGGCAUUUCCGAUAUUAAUGUUACUGUUGAGAAGGGAGUUCAAGUUUUCACCUUGAAACAGUUGCAAUCGGCAACUGGGGGGUUUUGCAGGGCUAAUGUGAUUGGGUAUGGCGCGUUUGGGACGGUGUUCAAGGGUGUGCUCCAAGAUGGGAAGAGGGUUGCAGUUAAGAUGAUGGAUGAGUCUGGAAAGCAAGGGGAGGAGGAGUUUGAAGUGGAGGUGGACUUACUGAGUCGGUUGCGCUCGCCUUAUCUGUUGUCGCUCAUUGGCUAUUGCUCGGAAGGCAAUCACAAGGUGCUCGUUUAUGAGUUCAUGGUAAACGGUGGCUUACACGAACACUUGUAUUCCUUUGGCGGUUCCACUAGUGCACGCCGGAAUUUGGACUGGGAGACGCGGUUGAAGAUAGCAUUGGACGCAGCCAAAGGUUUGGAAUAUCUCCAUGAAGAUGUUAACCCUCCUGUUAUACACAGAGAUUUUAAAACCAGCAACAUCCUCUUGGACGAGAACUUCCAUGCCAAAGUUUCUGACUUUGGCCUUGCCAAGCUUGGAACUGAUAAAGCUGGUGGGCAUGUUUCCACUCGCGUGUUGGGCACCCAAGGCUAUGUUGCUCCAGAAUAUGCAUUAACUGGUCACCUGACCACAAAAUCAGAUGUGUACAGUUAUGGAGUUGUCCUGCUGGAGUUAUUGACUGGCAGGGUUCCGGUUGACAUGAAGCGACCUCCAGGGGAAGGUGUUCUUGUCUCCUGGGCACUGCCCCGUGUGACGGAUAGAGAAAAGGUGGUAGAGAUUAUGGACCCAACAAUGGAGGGGCAGUACUCAAUGAAAGAAGCUAUUCAGGUUGCUGCCAUUGCUUCAAUGUGUGUGCAACCAGAAGCCGACUAUCGCCCCCUUAUGGCUGAUGUUGUGCAGUCUCUGGCUCCCCUGGUUAAACACAACCGGCCCACUCCCAAGCACGGCAUCUAGCUCUUCCAUCUCUCACUUGUGUAAGAAUUGACUUUAGUUCUGCAUCAAGGGGAAGAGUUUUCUCUCCUCAUCUUACUUGGGUUCCACAUUGUUUGCAAGAUAUAAUAUAAUGUUGGAUAUUAAAUAAGAGUAGUGUUGGGUAUCUGUGUUCAUUGUGAUGUAAACUGCUAAAGAACUUAGCUGAAGGGUGUGAAAUUAAAGGUUGAAUAUGUAU
Messenger RNA from Cuscuta campestris, 1613 nucleotides. The record is from the annotation of a GenBank genome assembly. NCBI's taxonomy places the organism in Eukaryota, Viridiplantae, Streptophyta, Magnoliopsida, Solanales, Convolvulaceae.